GUCUUUUUUAAGGAACAAAUAAGGAAUUAAGAUCACUUGCUAAAAUGACUCUCUUCUUCAGAGCUUUCUUUAUUCUUAUAAUUAUCAGCUUUCUCAUUUUGGUAGGAGCUGAAGCAAGAACUUUGCUAGGUUCAGGAAAUCAUGAUGGGAUGGUGAAGUUGAAGGAUCAGGAAAUUGACAAUUAUGGAAGGAAGCCAUAUGUAACACCUUCACCACCAAAAGCAUCUCCAUCAACAAAGCAGGAAAUAGUUGGGAGACAAGAUCAUCAUUUAUUACCACCUCCCUCUCCCAAACAUGAUCCAAAUAUUGGUCAACUCACAAGUAGUACUAGUCCUCAUCAUGACACGGCGCUUAUUAUUACAGUUGGUAGGAACCACGGUCAUGUGCCUGCACCACCAGCACCAAAGCCAGAAGAUGAGCAGGGUCAGAUCAUUAUCACAUUUUCUUCUGACUUGCCUCUUCAGGCUUCCUAUUAACCUACCUACUCGAAACUUUAUUAUAUAAUUAAGUUCACUACUAAGUAUACUAUUUUUUUAUUUUAUGUUAUAAUCUGGUUUUACUACACUUGAUGAGUUAGCUAGCUAUCAAGAAUAAUAUUAUG
Solanum dulcamara is the source of this 601-nucleotide messenger RNA. Its product is annotated as hydroxyproline-rich systemin-like. The record is from RefSeq and is a predicted model, not a curated record. Lineage: Eukaryota; Viridiplantae; Streptophyta; Magnoliopsida; Solanales; Solanaceae. The coding region runs from base 45 to 476 and encodes 143 amino acids. The transcript is spliced from 2 exons.